AAAAUCUCGUUUGCAAAAAUACUUUAGUCCGAAAAAAACAUUCGCGGUAUAUGACGUUUUUAACAACAAUUGCAUAACCUAAUAGUUAAUUACUAAAACUAGUUAAAAUAAAAUAAGAGAAAAUGCCAAUUGAUUACGCAGCAUUCGCUUACGCGGUUUCUGUCGCCGGAGGUGGAAUACUUGGUUACGUUAAAUCAAAGUCAAUACCAUCUUUAGCAGCUGGUUUACUUUUUGGGACAAUAUUGGGCUACGGCGCUUAUCAAACAUCGCAGGACCCACGUAAUUGCGCAGUUCUUUUGGGUUCAAGUGCCACUUUGAGUGGUAUGAUGAGCUAUCGCUAUUAUACUACUGGUAAAAUUAUGCCCGCCGGUGUCAUUGCAAUUAUUAGCGCUGUUAUGUUUAUCAGGACGGCAGUAAAAACUUUAACAGCUCCACAGAAAAUCGAAUAAAUAUCUCAUUAAAAUUUAAAUACUGCAUUUAAUUUAUAAAUUUAUAAAAAUUAAUGAUACUGUAUUUAAAAUUUGAUAUCGAACAAUAAUUAAUAACUAGGGUUUAAGGUUUAAUGUACUUUAAAUACUUGUUUGAAUAUUAAAAAACAUAAUUUUCAAACCUAAAAUUUGACGUACAUAAAUUUAUUUAUCAAUAAUUAAGUAGAGAUAAUUUUGUUAAUUAAACUUCCUUAAAAUGAGUGAUUUAAUAGAAGAUCAGUUUACGUCUUUUAAUUUUCCGGCAUUUGCAUGCGCUGCCGGUGUAACCGCAGUUGGAAUAUACGAUUAUAAAAAUACAAAUUCAAAAGUCUCAUUAGUUGGCGGAUUAUUUUUUGGAACGGCUUUGAGUUAUGGCGCGUACCAGACAUUUGAAAAUCCAUCAAACCCUGGGUUUCUCAUGCUCACAACAGCUAAUUUAUCAAUAACCAGUGCAACAGCUGCGGUAAUUAUACCUCUAUCGAGAUUUAUCAGUGAUAAAUUUUAUAGAGAUCAUGAGAAUAAAAUAAAGCCACUGAGACAGAUUGCAAAAGCUAGUAUGGCCCUACAUAUUUGGAGUCUAUUCCGAUUAGCGAGUAUCAGUGCCGGAUAUAUGAUGCUCGAACAAAUAAAUGAUGAAAGUCACUCACUAAUAAAAAAAAUUAUUUUUUUCUAUCCUACCAAAAUAAUGUCUCACAUUAUUAUUAGACUUUUAUAAAAAUAUUAUUAUUAUUUUUUUAUUCUAACCAUUGAAUUAUUCUUAUAAAUAAAAGUCUUACGUAUUUG
Microplitis demolitor is the source of this 1250-nucleotide messenger RNA. Its product is annotated as transmembrane protein 14C. Lineage: Eukaryota; Metazoa; Arthropoda; Insecta; Hymenoptera; Braconidae. The transcript is spliced from 5 exons. Bases 123 to 449 code for a protein of 108 amino acids. Gene Ontology annotation, cellular component: mitochondrial membrane. The record is from RefSeq and is a predicted model, not a curated record. Gene Ontology annotation, biological process: regulation of heme biosynthetic process.